Bactrocera tryoni is the source of this 4220-nucleotide messenger RNA. RefSeq lists its product as uncharacterized. NCBI's taxonomy places the organism in Eukaryota, Metazoa, Arthropoda, Insecta, Diptera, Tephritidae. The record is from RefSeq and is a predicted model, not a curated record. The transcript has 5 exons.
UAUUGUUGGACGGAGCAAAAAUAAAAGAAGGAGCUUCAGAGCAGGAUGCUUUUGAAGAUGCUUAUUUCGUUAAGUGUUCUUUUAACCGUUAUAGAUUUGACUACCAGUCAGUGGUGCACCAAAUUACGAAGAGAUAAAGUAUAUUAUAAUGAACCUAGAGAGUACAUUCAAACUUAUUUAACUUCGAAUUGGUUAGGACUCACUGUGCAAAGAACCAGAUAUGCACAGACUUGGGAUUACAAAUAUAAAUAUGUAACAAGAACUGAAAGGUAUUGCUGUGCUGGUUACGUUAUGAGGAACAACCAAUGCGUGUCCGCUUGCGUGCCUAACUGCCCUGCCAACAGUCGAUGCACCGAUGUCAACAAAUGCACUUGCGAUUAUGGUUACACUUCCACCACGUCUAUUCCUAGAGACAUUGUCUGCGAGCCGAAGUGCACUGCAGGCUGUCAGUCGCAUAGUACUUGUACACAACCCGAGACUUGCACAUGCGAUUCGGGAUAUGAAAGACGCUGGGAUGGCAUAUGUGAACCCAUUUGCCAAGAGCGCUGUUCUGAACAUGCGAUUUGUACAGCGCCAGAUACUUGUAGCUGCGUAGAGGGUUAUAAAUUAAAUGAAGACUUAAAAGAAUGUGUGCCAGAAUGCCAAAACGGUUGCGGCUUGAAUAUGUACUGCCAAUCGCCAAAUCAAUGUGCUUGUCGCACUGGCUACAAAUUACAUUGAAACGCCACAAUUGAAGCAGAUGAGACCACCGUAAGCAGCAGCGAGUGGUGUUUUCCUGUCUGCAAUGUAGGCUGUCCCGCGAACAGUGAGUGCUUUGCGCCAGAGGAAUGCCGUUGUUUGGAGGGUUACACUAUGCCAACCGCAGACGAAGAGACUCAGAUGAGUAGUAAUGGCGAAUGUGUGCCAGUGUGUGUGGAUAAAUGCCCACAACAUGCUAGUUGCGUUAGUCCGAAUGUGUGCGAAUGCGCGUCGGGUUAUGAAUUGCUUCAUCCGCCCCAACAUCGUCAAUACUGUCAAGCACAAUGCACGCAGAAUUGCGAACUGAAUGGAAAAUGUGUGGCGCCGGACGUAUGUGAGUGCUUUCCCGGCUAUGAGCAUGUGAAGAGUACAAACGCCAGCUCAGAUCCAAAACAGCUCUACUGUCAACCGGUUUGCUCCAACGGUUGCGCGCAUGGCAAUUGCGUGGGACCCGAAAUGUGUAUCCGUCAGCCAGGCUAGCUGAUGGGCGCGCAAGGUGUGUGCGAUCCCACUUGCACCAAAGGAUGUCUGAAUGGGCGCUGUGUUGACGUCGAAGUUUGCGCAUGUAAUGACGGCUAUCAACUCUCCGCAGACGACUCUGGUAAAUGCAAACCCAUUUGCAGUAAACCCUGCAUCAAUGCAGACUGCGUCGCGCCGGAGCUUUGUCUCUGUCGAGAGAAGUAUAAACCUAUGCCUGAUGAGGGCAACUCUAACAUAUGUACACCAAUGUGUUGGCCGGAAUGUGUAAAUGGUGUUUGCAUUGCACCCGAUCAGUGUAGCUGUAAUGAGGGUUAUGUGCAAUCAUCAAACACAACACAGCUGCACAUCUGCUCGCCGUACUGCUCUGGCUGCAUAGGUGGCUAUUGCGCAGCACCAGCGAAGUGCGUCUGUCCCGAGGGCGAGGAAUUGUCAGUUAUUGGAGACACAUCCGAAUGUACGACAAUCACAACGAGUAAUAUGGCCACAGUUGCUGCAAUGGACGAUACUACAACAAGUACGGUUGAAACCACCACAGCAAUAUCUGCCACCACUGAAAGCUUUGUGUGGCUGAACUGCACUGAGGAAGUUGAGCUGUUGAGUGACACGACUUAUGGGGAGGAAAUGGACGCUUUGUUGCAGCCCAUCGAUUUGAAUAAGUGCACCGACACCGACACUAAAUGGCUUAAGAAGGAGCUUCAGAGCAGGAUGCUUUUAAAGAUGCUUAUUUCGUUAAGUGUUCUUUUAACCGUUAUAGAUUUGACUACCAGUCAAUGGUGCACCAAAUUACGAAGAGAUAAAGUAUAUUAUAAUGAACCUAGAGAGUACAUUCAAACUUAUUUAACUUCGAAUUGGUUAGGACUCACUGUGCAAAGAACCAGAUAUGCACAGACUUGGGAUUACAAAUAUAAAUAUGUAACAAGAACUGAAAGGUAUUGCUGUGCUGGUUACGUUAUGAGGAACAACCAAUGCGUGUCCGCUUGCGUGCCUAACUGCCCUGCCAACAGUCGAUGCACCGAUGUCAACAAAUGCACUUGCGAUUAUGGUUACACUUCCACCACGUCUAUUCCUAGAGACAUUGUCUGCGAGCCGAAGUGCACUGCAGACUGUCAGUCGCAUAGUACUUGUACACAACCCGAGACUUGCACAUGCGAUUCGGGAUAUGAAAGACGACGCUGGGAUGGCAUAUGUGAACCCAUUUGCCAAGAGCGCUGUCCUGAACAUGCGAUUUGUACAGCCCCAGAUUCUUGUAGCUGCGUAGAGGGUUAUAAAUUAAAUGAAGACUUAAAAGAAUGUGUGCCAGAAUGCCAAAACGGUUGCGGCUUGAAUAUGUACUGCCAAUCGCCAAAUCAAUGUGCUUGUCGCACUGGCUACAAAUUACAUUCAAACUCCACAAUUGAAGCAGAUGAGACCACCGUAAGCAGCGGCGAGUGGUGUUUUCCUGUCUGCAAUGUAGGCUGUCCCGCGAACAGUGAGUGCCUUGCGCCAGAGGAAUGCCGUUGUUUGGAGGGUUACACUAUGCCAACCGCUGACGAAGAGACUCAGAUGAGUAGUAAUGGCGAAUGUGUGCCAGUGUGUGUGGAAAAAUGCCCACAACAUGCUAGUUGCGUUAGUCCGAAUGUGUGUGAAUGCGCGUCGGGUUAUGAAUUGCUUCAUCCGCCCCAACAUCGUCAAUACUGUCAAGCACAAUGCACGCAGAAUUGCGAACUGAAUGGAAAAUGUGUGGCGCCGGACGUAUGUGAGUGCUUUCCCGGCUAUGAGCAUGUGAAGAGUACAAAUGCCAGCUCAGAUCCAAAACAGCUCUACUGUCAACCGGUUUGCUCCAACGGUUGCGCGCAUGGCAAUUGCGUGGGACCCGAAAUGUGCAUCUGUCAGACGGGCUACCUCAUGGGCGCGCAAGGUGUGUGCGAUCCCACUUGCACCAAGGGAUGUCUGAAUGGGCGCUGUGUGGAUGUCGAAGUUUGCGCCUGUAAUGACGGCUAUCAACUCUCCGCAGACGACUCUGGUAAAUGCGAACCCAUUUGCAGUAAGCCCUGCAUCAAUGCAGACUGCGUCGCGCCGGAGCUUUGUCUCUGUCGAGAGAAGUAUAAACCUAUGCCUGGUGAGGGCAUUUCUAACAUAUGUGCACCCAUGUGUUGGCCGGAAUGUGUAAAUGGUGUUUGCAUUGCACCCGAUCAGUGCAGCUGUAAUGAGGGUUAUGUGCAAUCAUCAAACACAACACAGCUGCACAUCUGCUCGCCGUACUGCUCUGGCUGCAUAGGUGGCUAUUGCGCAGCACCAGCGAAGUGCGUCUGUCCCGAGGGCGAGGAAUUGUCAGUUAUUGGAGACACAUCCGAAUGUACGACAAUCACAACGAGUGAUAUGACCACAGUUGCUGCAAUGGACGAUACUACAACAAGUACGGUUGAAACCACCACAGCAAUAUCUGCCACCACUGAAAGCUUUGUGUGGCUGAACGGCACUGAGGAAGUUGAGUUGUUGAGUGACACUACUAUUGGGGACGAAAUGGACGCUCUGUUGCAGCCAAUCGACUUGGAAAAGUGCACCGACACGUGUGAUUGUUGGAAGGAAAGUUCUAGCGCUGAUUGCUUUGAAAUAUGUGGGUCAAAAGAAAGUAAUUGCCUGGAGCCACAGUUUUCUCGUUGCAUAGAAUUAGGCAAACGAAUUGAAUACAAAGGUUCUGUUGCACCGAAAAUAUAUACCUGCGUAUACUCUCCGAAAACUGGCGGCGCUGCGCAAUCAUUUCGCAAGACUAUUGAUGGCUUGAUAUUCGCUGCGUUCAUGUUGGCUGUGUUUAUUUGAGCAUCAAGGCAUCGUCAGUGCCUUUUUAGUAGAUCAUUUAUGUUUAUAAUGUUCCGGAAAUAUCUCUUAUGUAUAUCCACCAGCUGAAAAAUACAGCUGUGUUUAAGCUACUCGUAUAUGAGUUUUAUUUACAAAUAUUUAUUGUGCAAUUAUAUUCUAUGGUAAAAUUACAUUUACAAAAUAAAAAACAACAGCAAUAAAAA